Messenger RNA from Mya arenaria, 5602 nucleotides. RefSeq lists its product as uncharacterized. NCBI's taxonomy places the organism in Eukaryota, Metazoa, Mollusca, Bivalvia, Myida, Myidae. The coding region runs from base 126 to 1781 and encodes 551 amino acids. The transcript is spliced from 6 exons. The record is from RefSeq and is a predicted model, not a curated record.
CGCGACACUCAAGCGUGACAGUUAAUGGUCUUUAAAGGCGACCCAAGCGUUCCCAGUAUCCAGUCUUCUAUUGACAUUCGCUGAGGUAAGGCGAGAGCGACAUUUAAAAUCAAAAAGAAUCAAACAUGUGUUGGAAGUUAGGUGCGUGUCUGGCUGUAUAUGUGACGGUGCUCGUGUUAGGGGUGAAAUGUGCCGAUAUGACGGAGACGGUAGGCGGGAUCACGACCAAAGUUCUGGGACAGUCGGGGAAGAUUCAGGUUUACAAGGAGGGGAAGACCGCCAGCACGGGCGUCACCAUAACAAUGGACGCCAUCAAGGAGCUCACCAGUAACGACACCGUUAUCAACAGUCACGAGUUCAACACGUUCGCUAACCAGGAUUUUACGUUCUCAUCGUCAAAUGAGACGCAGUACCCGGACUCUGACGUUAACGUAACACAGUUCAAUUUCAUGUCUAACGUCAGCGUAGGAAAAGGUAAUACCGCCGACGGUAUGGCGAAACUGACGAUGUACGUGUACAUAUUUUCCUCAGACGGUAACAUCACGGUCAGCGGUCAGAAUUACACCGUAAAAACGGGAAUGAUGAAAUUUAAUGUAAAGAUCGAAGACUGGCCGUUCUGUGGAUCUGCCAGCGUCACAUGCACGCAUGGAAAUCGGCCUCUAACGGGAACCAGUCUGGACCUUUACAUUGAGAUCAAGGGACAGGGAAGCCAGCCCAACUAUACGGAUGUAGCGAAGACCUACGACCUGGGAAAUGGCGCCACCGUCGUCGUCCCGAAGGAGGUCGUAUACACGAAUGCCAGCAACACCACAACAGAGAUGAUGUCGGCCGGGUAUCCCAAGCUGGAGAUAAACGGCAGCAAGUCGACCUUCAUCUUCCGGUUCAGGAUGUUCCAGGGUUCCGCCUUGUAUGACCCGACAGUGGAUCUCGGGGACAGUGUUACCCCACCGACACCGGAAGUGAAAAACAAGACGGUGGAGGAGUCUGGGUCGGGCGUCAAGACGGAAGUAGUUGGAAAGUCCGGCAAAAUCACCUUCUCUAACAAAAAGGGAAAAAGUGUGACAGUAGAGUUGGACAGUUUGAAGGAGAAGGGGGGCAAUGACGCUGCCAUCCAGGACAACAAACACAACAUCAACACCUUUGCCAAGCAGGACUUCACAUUCAGCGAACCAAUGGACGAGAACUAUCCCAACACGAGCCUUGGAACGAAGAAGUUGACUUUCAUCUCCGCUGUUACACAGGGCAACACACAGGCUAAUGUUACGGUCGACAUGUACAUCUUCAAGAUGGGAGGCAACAUUACAAAUGGCAAUGAAGUAACCGUUGUUAAGAAAGGCGACAUGAAGUUCACUGUAGACAUCAAAAACUGGAAGUUUUGCGGGGACUCUGGCGUUACAUGCACCCCGUCGGCCAACGGAACUUCCCUGGACCUCGAUAUCAUAAUGAAGGGCAAGGGCGGUGGCAAUCCGACCAAGAAGACUUCGGAGGCGAACAGCCCCGAUGUGUACGACCUUGGGGACGGUAUGGUGUAUAUGUCUAAGAAGUAUGACCGUGAUGAUAACAUGACCAUUGACCUGCCACAGGGCUACCCCAAACUGGAGACGGUCGGUUCUAAGAAAAUAUUUCGCCUCAAGUUCGACAAAUUCACCAGUAAAGUCCAUUAUGACCCUACCUUUUCACUGGUCGAUACCAUUGAACCGAACGGAAGUGGCGCCCUGGCCGCCACGAUCACCUCCGUCCUCACAUCCGUCCUCCUAGCGGCGCUUGGUAGGAUGCUGUGAACGGCUGUUAUAUGAUUGAAUGACUCAAGUUAACUAUCAGCACUUUAUGACUGUUGAGCGGAAAGGAGCUGGCCAAAAAUGUCACAUAUAAAACAAAGCCAAUGUGUGACAUGUUAACACAACAACCUUUAACAACUCAAACUAUGUUCUUAAAACACCUUUCGUCUAUAUAUGUAUGUUGAUGUCCAAGGAAACGUAUUUAUAGGAAUUCCCUUUAAAGAACAUAUAAUUAUAACAGUUAUUUAGUUGUGGUCAACUGACUGGUAAAAGUUAAGUGAUUAUAUUAUUUAUACCAAAGUAUUGAAUGUGAUCACUGGUUUGUGUUUAAAAUCCAUUUUCUUGCUAUAUUGCGCAUGUUUAAAUAUUUAUUGUAUACGGUUAUUUAUUGAUUCGUGUAUAUCAUUGUAUAUGUUUAGGCCUCAUUAAUCGACAUACACAUCUGUUAAGUGCAACACAGUCUCAUUAAUCAGCGUUUUAAUUCAAUUGGCUGUAUGUUUAAUUGUUAAGGUAUCAAUUUAAGGUAAAGAAAACGUCAUUUGCCCGCCAACUGCCCCCCACCCACCCCCGCCUCCAAUAGGACCGCCAUUGAACACUUGCAUAUCUCAUUAAUAAAAAUAACAAAAAAAGUUUUUUUUGAAACACUAGCUUCAGCAUAUGUUAACCUAUAAGCUGGAAAAUUAUAUCCACUCUAAACUAAAGAGAGCUCUAUCACAAUUGCAUGAUUCCAAAACAGUGAAAUCACAAUCACAUGCACGCACGCUGACACACACACACCUAUAUUGUCGUGGGUACGCAGAUUUGUGUUGUUCGUAUUAAAUACUCACGGACAUUACUGAUUUAACAGUUUUAAUAAUGGAGGAUUGAUUGUGCAUUUAGCCUCUAUAUGAUGUCAAUUACGUUUUGAUCAAAUACCUAUUAGAGUAAUGACUCUAAUUCAUUAAGCGAGUACGCAUUUAUUUGAACGAAUCUUCUAUUUAGUAGCAAAAAGUUUGUAAUUGAGUUAGAGUAUAACUUUUGUAAGUAUUGUUAGUUUGUUUGCUUGUAUAUGAUACAUUUAACCAAGGCUAUAUUUAGAUAGUCUGUCAUCUGUAGUGACAUCUGUAGUUCUGGUGAAGUACUGCGUAAUGCGUGUUUUUUUUCAAUUUCAAUAACGUUCAUGAGUCGUAUGCCUUCGAGAGAGAGUUUGUUAGUUUACAUACACUAAUGUUGCCGUCUGGUUUGUGCUGCCGAAGCGGAAUCUCAGACUUUAAAUACUCUUUAAUAUGUAUAGCCAGACUGUAAUAGUGGCGUUCAAGGGGGGGGGGGUAGCACCGUCCCUCACCCCCAUCUUCUUUCUUUUUUAUCAGGUUCUGAAUACAUUAGCAAGCAUAGUAGGUACAUUUCAAUGUGGCUGCAGAUGGAGUUUAAAACCACUAUGAACAUGUAUAGGCUGUAUGUUAGCCAUUGCGAAAGAUUGAAACUCGAAACUAUAUAUUUGAUAAUGAUUUUUUUUCAAAAGUUGUAAUUCUUGUCCUUCUCCACCCACUUGAGAAAGAAUCUUAAUACAAACUAGUUAACUCCGCUCUAUUAUUAUUUGGAAAAUAUAUGAUAAAAAAGCAAGUUACAUGUUUUACUUAGUAUGUUAUAACAUGCAUUUUUAUGUAUAUACAUGUAUACGAAUGUGUUCAGUUUAUCCUUUACAUGAUCAACAUGUAUAUGUGCAAUAUUGACAUCGUUUCUGUUCAUAUUCAUUAACUAUAGCUUCAUAUUAAACGUUUACCAAAACAUUUAUCUUUGUUUAUAUUUCUUUAUAUACACUAACAGAUAUGAGGACUACACAUGGACAUUUAGUAAUGUAAUCUUUGAAGAAAUCAUGAUGCACCACUCAUAUAUUUAGCGAUUAUGAAUUUUCAUCGAAUAAUAUAUGACUGUAUUGUCAAACCAAUGAUUCAAAAAUGAUAUGGAAAAGGAAGCAUAGUUUUGGAAAACAUCAUUUCGCAAAAUUCUGUGACGCAAUGUGUUAUGUCCGGGUCAAGACUACAACAGCGAUUACAGUCCUUAAAUCCUUGUCUGAUUAUAAAUAUUAUUCACUCCAGUGAAUUUUGUACGCGACAUAUGGUGAUAAUAUUUUAAUAAUAUGAUACUAACUUCCGAGUGAUGCUAUUAUAGAUUAUAUAUUUGAUAUAACUUAUUUACCAAACUUUAAACCAUUAGCGAGGCUGUAAAUAUGUUUUGCGCAAAUUGGUCUAUACUUUGUAUGUAUCAUGUUCAAAAGAAAGGCUUACCUUAUGCGAAGAAUAAACAAGCCGGUUUCAUGUAACAUCUUACCACCGAUUGUAAACAAGCAGGUUUCAUGUAACACCUUACAGACAGUAAAACAAGUAUGUUUCAUGUAACAGCUUACCAGCGAUAAUAAACAAGCAGGUUUCAUGUUACAUCUUACCUGCGAUAAUAAACAAACUGAUUUCAUGUAACACCAUACAGACAAUAAUAAACAAGCAGGUUUCAUGUAACACCAUACAGACAAUAAUAAACAAGCAGGUUUCAUGUAACAUGUAACAUUGGGAAUACAUAAGCACAACUUUACACUACAACAUAACAUUGGCACUACAUUGGCACAACGUUGUACCACAACAUAACAUUAGCACUACAUUGGUACAACGUUUACUACAACAUACCAAUGGCACUACAUUGGCACAACGUCGUACAACUACAUAACAUUGGCACUACAUUGGCACUUCAUUGGUACAACGUUGUACAACAACAUACCAGUGAGCUCUAUCACAAUUGCAUGAUUCCAAAACAGUGAAAUCACAAUCACAUGCACGCACGCUGACACACACACACACCUAUAUUGUCGUGGGUACGCAGAUUCGCGUUGUUUGUAUUAAAUACUCACGGACAUUACUAAUUUUACAGUUUUAAUAAUGGAGGAUUGAUUGUGCAUUUAGCCUCUAUAUGAUGUCAAUUACGUUUUGAUCAAAUACCUAUUAUAGUAAUGACUCUAAUUCAUUAAGCGAGUACGCAUUUAUUUGAACGAAUCUUCUAUUUAGUAGCAAAAAGUUUGUAAUUGAGUUAGAGUAUAACUUUUGUAAGUAUUGUUAGUUUGUUUGCUUGUAUAUGAUACAUUUAGGCAAGGCUAUAUUUAGAUAAUCUGUCAUCUGUAGUGACAUCUGUAGUUCUGGUGAAGUACUGCGUAAUGCGUAUUUUUUCAAUUUCAAUAACGUUCAUGAGUCGUAUGCCUUCGAGAGAGAUUUUGUUAGUUUACAUACACUAAUGUUGCCGAAGCGGAAUCUCAGACUUUAAAUACUCUUUAAUAUGUAUAGCCAGACUGUAAUAGUGGCGUUCAAGGGGUGGGGGGGGGGGGGGGGUAGCACCGUCCCUCACCCCCAUCUUCUUUCUUUUUUAUCAGGUUCUGAAUACAUUAGCAAGCAUAGUAGGUACAUUUCAAUGUGGCUGCAGAUGGAGUUUAAAACCACUAUGAACAUGUAUAGGCUGUAUGUUAGCCAUUGCGAAAGAUUGAAUCUCGGAACUAUAUAUUUGAUAAUGAUUUUUUUUCAAAAGUUGUAAUUCUUGUCCUUCUCCACCCACUUGAGAAAGAAUCUUAAUACAAACUAGUUAACUCCGCUCUAUUAUUAUUUGGAAAAUAUAUGAUAAAAAAGCAAGUUAAAACAAAACAUGUUUUACUUAGUAUGUUAUAACAUGCAUUUUUAUGUAUAUACAUGUAUACGAAUGUGUUCAGUUUAUCCUUUACAUGAUCAACAUGUAUAUGUGCAAUAUUGACAUCGUUUCUGUUCAUAUUCAUUAACUAUAGCUUCAUAUUAAACGUUUACCAAAACAUU